Schistocerca serialis cubense is the source of this 546-nucleotide messenger RNA. RefSeq lists its product as uncharacterized. Bases 1 to 546 code for a protein of 181 amino acids. The record is from RefSeq and is a predicted model, not a curated record. The transcript has a single exon. Lineage: Eukaryota; Metazoa; Arthropoda; Insecta; Orthoptera; Acrididae.
AUGGCCAAAGAAAAUGCAAAAUGUAUGUUUCUGAUUUCCACACUAGUAGAUGAUACACAAAUGCAAAGUCUGUUGGUUUGUGAGACAGCCCACAAAAUGUGGAACAAGUUGAGAUCAAUACAUGAGCAAUGGUCAGAAACCAGCAGACUAACAAUAACUCAAUGUUUUCAUGAAUAUUGGAUGAAUGCAUAUGAUUCUGUAGUUGCACAUGUAGCUAAAGUUGAAAAUCUAGGAUUACAACUCAGAAAUGUUGGAGAAAAGAUUUCAGAUGUAGCUGUAAUGGCGAAAGUCAUUGAAGUAUUACCAUCAAAAUAUAAAUCAUUAAAAACAGCUUGGGACAGUGUGCCAGCUAGUCAACAAAACAUGGAAACUUUGACAGAACGUCUCAUCAAAGAAGAGUGCCAGAUGAAUAUGAGUGAUGAAGAAACUGGUGCAUUUGCAGUGAUGUCCAUCAAUAGACAAAAAGGAAAUGCAAGAUAUCCUUAUAAAACCAAAAGUUCACAAGAACAAGAAACAAGAUCAGAUAUCGAGUGUUUUUACUGCUAG